This is a messenger RNA of Bipolaris sorokiniana ND90Pr, 2796 nucleotides long. RefSeq lists its product as uncharacterized. Lineage: Eukaryota; Fungi; Ascomycota; Dothideomycetes; Pleosporales; Pleosporaceae. The record is from RefSeq and is a predicted model, not a curated record. Bases 1 to 2796 code for a protein of 931 amino acids. Gene Ontology annotation, biological process: phosphatidylinositol metabolic process. The transcript is spliced from 3 exons. Gene Ontology annotation, molecular function: phosphatidylinositol kinase activity.
AUGCCCGCGUAUGCCACCGACUCAAACGGUCGUUCUUCCCUUGCACAUGGACAAACCGCCGCGUCGACUACACCGCCACCCAGGGACUCCUUCACCAAUGGCAACUCGCAGCCCAUGAACGCGAAGCUCACCAAUAGCAUGAACACGACGCACGCACAUCCCCACGCACGUUCAACCAGGCCCGAGAGCAUCGAUAAGCGCUUGUCGCAGGAAGAGAGUCGCUCUAGCUGGCACCGAGGCGACUCACAUGACCCCGACACCAUGCCCAAGUCGUCCGACACGCAACGCUGGUCGACUGAGCGACCAGCCAGAGACGAUGGCUACUUCGCGUCGGUACACAGCACAAAGACCAAGGACAGACUGUGCGGUAGCACAACCCACGUCGAGAUGGGCCAAAUAGACAUAGGCGAUGCCACAAGGGAGGCGAGCAAAGACUUUCACAUCCCCCACGUGGGUUCACUCCCUACCGCUCCCACUUCGUCAUCGCCCCAGUCCCAGGCCGAAGCUGUCACACCCAGCCUGCAGGUCCCAACCAACCAAGCUCAGCGUGCCUCCUCCCCACCCACCUUCACCAAUACCAGCAACAACAACAAUCCCGGCCCAUCACAACACCCUUAUCGUCUGCAACAACGUCACACGCUCGAGGUGCCCAAGGUGCAGUCCUCGCGCGCUCGCGAAACCCAGAACAACACCGACGACGUCAUUAGCGCAAGCGGUAGAUUCUCGCCCAGCCACCCCCACAAGCGCAGAGGCUCCAUGUCGCUCGUGCGCAGGAACACGCGAUCCAUCAACUCUGACAUGCCUCCCGAGGAGGUGCCGCAGGAUGACGAAGCUGCACGGUGGGCUGAACACAUCCGUCAGAAGCGGGCCAGCAAGAGGAAGCGCAAAGAAGACGAGGAUGAAGAUCGCGUCGUGGUAGGAACAAAGGUGGAUCAAAACCACGUCAAUUGGGUCACGGCCUACAACAUGUUGACUGGUAUCCGCUUCACUGUCUCGAGAACAAACGCCAAGAUGGACCGAGAACUUACCGACGCCGACUUCGACGCGAAGCACAAGUUCUCGUUUGACAUAACCGGCAACGAACUCACGCCUUCCGCAAAGUACGACUUCAAAUUCAAGGACUACGCGCCAUGGGUGUUCCGCCAUCUGCGCACCAUCUUCAAGCUCGACCCUGCCGACUACCUCGUAUCGCUAACUAGCAAGUACAUCCUUUCCGAGCUCGGCUCGCCCGGAAAGAGCGGCAGCUUCUUCUAUUUCUCCAGAGACUACAAGUACAUCAUCAAGACUAUUCACCAUGCCGAACACAAGUUCCUUCGCAAGAUACUCAAGGACUACUACAACCACGUACAAGAAAACCCUAAUACCCUUCUUUCCCAAUUUUACGGCCUGCACCGCGUUAAGAUACCCUAUGGACGCAAGAUCCAUUUCGUCGUCAUGAACAACCUGUUUCCCCCACAUAGAGAUAUUCACCGCACAUUUGAUUUGAAAGGUUCAACCAUUGGACGAGAUUUCAAGGAAGAAAACUUGGCCGCCAACCCUCGGGCAACACUCAAGGACCUGAACUGGUUACGCAGAGAUCAGCACCUCGAGUUAGGGCCGGUGAAGAAGAAGAUGUUCAUUGAGCAGAUGCAAAAAGACGUAAAGCUCUUGCAGCGUCUGCACAUCAUGGACUACUCACUUCUAAUUGGUAUCCACGAUCUGGAGAAGGGCAACGAAGAAAACUUGCGGGACAAGACCCUCAAGGUCUUUUCGCCUGGCGGCGAGGAGUCAGCGGAUCAACCACCCAACCAACUCAUGCGCACACCAUCCAAGUUGGAGAACGCGCGCAAGGCACGAGAACUAAGGCAGAUGGUCAAGACACAAAAGCCCGUACCCAUGGGUCAAACAUCAAGUAAGAUGCCCGAUGAGCUGGAUGAUCCUAACCGCGACUUCUACUUUUACUCGGACGAUGGUGGCUUCCGGGCUACCCACGAGGAUAACGCGCCCGGAGAGGAGAUUUAUUACCUUGGCAUUAUCGACUGCCUGACACAUUACUCGUUCAUCAAGCGCAUGGAGCACUUUUUCAAGGGCAUUGCAAAUACCGAGUCUCAAAUAUCUGCCAUUCCUCCAGAACGAUACGGAGAUCGCUUCAUCAAAUUCAUUAGCGCCGUCACCAAAACCAAAGAGGCAGCCGAGCGUGAGAAGCAAGAACAAGUGACAAACGAACUCAACGAUCUCUCGCUUGAUGGCGUUAGUGCAACUCCUAACCAGCGGUUGUCAACUGAGCGUGUUAUUGAGAAGGCUGAGCAUCAAGCCGAUCGCUCAAGAAGACACGGUCAGAAUGAAGAGGAUGUACCCAAUUUCCACAUGAGGGCAGUACGCAGCCCGUCGGCAGAGAGAGGGGAGAUAGGCACUACGCUUCCCGUAGUUGAGGAAGUCGGAGAAUCAUCCAGCGUCGGUGGGCACAGCAGCCGCAGCGCAACAGAUAACGCGGCUGGCGUGAGCGAGCACAAUGAGCGAUCAUCGUCAUUGCCAUCGCAGUCUGCAGGUACACCCUACCUCGGCCCACCACAACUCGAGACAAGAGCCAGGUCACAAUCAAGAGAGAGGGACCAGUCACUCGGGAGGGCGCCACCAACGCCACCAAAAGACGCUGGACGUCCUCCUACACCGCCAAAGGAUGACUACAUGUCUAACAGGCACUCUGGCCCCCCAACACCCCCCAAGGAGGACAAGAGCAGCAGAGGUAUCCCCCGCUCAUCGAUAGACAAGGACCUCCCACGAACCCCUCUUGAAACCACGAUCCGUGUCAACUAA